Molecule: messenger RNA, 555 nt
Organism: Colletotrichum gloeosporioides
Lineage: Eukaryota; Fungi; Ascomycota; Sordariomycetes; Glomerellales; Glomerellaceae
Exons: 2
Coding region: 1-555 (184 amino acids)
Source: RefSeq, a predicted model, not a curated record
AUGAGGAUCUUCUCUUCGAAGCUGUUCUCCAAAUGGCAUAGAAACGGCGACGGGUACGGCUUUUUAUGGAAAUCGCCAUUGCAGAGCGUCAGAAGAAGUCACGUUCCAGAGUCUGUAUCGGUCGAGCUAGAUAGUCACAAGUUCUACCGAUGGACAACGGACGAAACUGCCUACUUUCAAGCCAGUUUCCGGAACUGCGGAUCCCAUAAACACUGCUGGGAAUUCACCCUUGAUCGCACGUUCGAUGCGUCGGAGGACUCGGGCCAGUUGAGUCCGUCUAGUCCCCAGUGGUACCUUGCGUUGGAUCCUGCAUCCUACAACCUGAAAGACGACACUGAAUUCAAAGAGAUAACCUGGUGCGAAGAUCAGGCUUGCCGCAAUUAUUAUGGUCUCCGAGAACAUGCUAGCCUUGGAACUACAUGCUUGAAGGACCGAGAACUCGUUCAAUAUAAUAAGAAACCCCAAUCUAGGGGGCCAGCUUGUAAUAUGGUCAGUCGACGUGAAGAUCAAGCAACUGCCCCGAAGACCCAAUUGAAUCUAUCGUACGGCCGAUAA